AUGGUUUGUUCACGCGUUCGACGCCCUCAGAGGUGCCCGCCCACCAUGCUCCCAAACCAUGAGCGUGUGAGGCAGCACGGGUCCCUAGCAGAUUGCCGUUCUGUCUCAGUCGCCGUGAAGGACCUGACAACUACAACGCGGUGGAGCGCGGCGUUGGCGUUGUUCCGAGAUGUAUUGCGUUCACGUUUGCAAGCUGACACUGGUAUUUACAAUAGUGUUAUCAGUGCGUGCAGGAAGGGGCGACAGUGUAAUCAGGCGCUAUCGCUGCUUACCGAAAUCGGGGAGGUGAAGCUGGAACUCGACGUGAUCAGCUACAACACUGGUAUCAGCGCGUGCGAGACAAGCGAGCAGUGGCAGCGGGCUUUAGCGCUGCUUCGCGGGAUGUGGGAUGCGAAGGUGGAGCCCAACGUCAUCAGCUACAGUGCAGGGAUCAGCGCGUGCGAGAAAUGUGCAGAGUGGCAGCGCGCUUUGGUGCUGCUUCGCGAGAUGUGGGAGGCAGAGCUGGAGCCGAAUGCGUUCAGCUGCAGCGCUGGAGUCAGCGCAUGCGGCAAAGCGUAUCAGUGGCAGCAGUCUCUUGUAUUGUUCCGCAAUUUGCGCGACAUGAUGUGGGAGUUUGACGUUGUCAGUUAUAGUGCUGGCAUCAGCGCAUGCGCUACAGGUGGGCAGUGGAUCCAAGCGUUGGCAUUGCUCAGCCAAAUGCGUGAUGUGGUUUUAGAGCCGAACGUGAUCAGCUACUGCGCAGGAAUCAGCUCGUGCGAGAAAGGUAGGCAGUGGCAGCAUGCCUUGUCAUUGUUUGUCGACAUCGCGGACAUGGUGUUGCAACGGAACGUGAUCUGCUACAGUGCCGCAGUCAGCGCGUGCGCGAGAGGUGAGCAGUGGCAGCGGUCGCUGGUACUGCUCAGAGAGAUUUGGGAAGCGAAGCUAGCGCCUGACAUUCCCACAUCGGGUACAAUGCUGGAGUUAGCGCGUGCGAGGUUGGCGAGCAGUGGAUCCAGGCAUUGUCAUUGUUGA
Molecule: messenger RNA, 1011 nt
Organism: Prorocentrum cordatum
Lineage: Eukaryota; Dinophyceae; Prorocentrales; Prorocentraceae
Source: the annotation of a GenBank genome assembly